GGUGACGACGUGGAAAACAUGGUGGAAAGGAGUAUGUAGAGUAAACUUAAUUGUCGCAAUUUAGCUACAGUUUCAAGUAUUUGCGCACUGAAAUUACACUUGACUAUCAAAAUUGGACAAAGCUCUUAAUUUGGGGAAGCAACCGUCGCCUUUUAACGGUCCUGGGAGUAGAGAGAGCCGCGGUAACUACGAGAAGCAUUUCUGACAGGAUUUGGCAUAUGCCUGGUGAAGAAGCAAGAAGAGUGGUGAGUCUGGCUGAGUGGAGCCAGUAGAGAGCGAUGGGAGCCAACACCAGCCAGGUCAGUGACCUGUCCGACAACCCCAGCCUCAGGACCCUGGUGGGCACCGAGUCCAUAUCAGAGAACGAUCCUUUCUGGAACCAGCUCAUCUCCUUCACCUUCAUCAGUCCCACCAGCAGUGGUGACUCCAAGUUACUGGAAGAGGCUGUCAUCCCCCUCGCAAAGACCCUCAUUGAAAACAAUCCUAGAUCGGGGAACUUUGGUGCCCUUGUGAGAAUUUUCCUGGGAAGAACCAAAGAGCUGAAAGUCUCUACAGAAUGCCAAGAUCAGCUGUUUAUCUGGCAGGCCCACAAUGCACUGUUCAUGAUUCGCUGCCUGCUCAAGGUGUUCAUCAGGGAGAUGAGUGAAGAAGAGCUGCACCUACAGUUCUCCUACCAGGAGAGGGCGCCAGGCUCCUGUGCAGAAACAGGCAGCGAGGACCUCCUGGAGGAACUGUUGUCCAAUCUCAUUCACCUGAUCGUAGAAGUGCCCCUGCUAGACAUCACCUACAGCAUCCUGUUUGAAGCGGUGACCACACUGCUGGUGUUCUUCUCCUACCAACUCUUCAACAAAGACAUCCUCCGAGAUGGAUUAAUCUAUCAGCACAUCAUGAAAGGACGAUGUUUGUCUUUAACUAGUCGGCUGGUGAAGACCCUGCUCUAUAACUUCAUCAGGCAGGAGAAGUGUCCGCCUCCAGCGACCCACAUCUUUGAGCAGAAAGCCGAAGGAGGCCUGCUCUACGGUCUGGCCUCAGGGGUGGCAAGUGGGUUAUGGAGUGUCUUCACAUUGGGAGGGGCUGGCAACAAAGCCGGUGUAGACCAGGAACACAACCCCCUACCACUGUCCAAUCAGAGCCUCCUGUUACUGCUGGUGCUCGCCAAUCUGACAGACGGCCCCGACUGGCCAAACCCCUACCGCCAGGCCAUCACAUGUUUCAGAAACACACAAGACACGUCUUCGAUGUCCGCUGAGCAACCUCACACCUUCCAGAUCAAUUUCAACAGUCUGUACACAGCGUUGUGUGAGCAGCAGCGCUCUGACCAGGCCACUCUUCUACUGUACACCCUUCUUCACCAGAACGCAAACAUGAGGACGUAUAUGCUCUCCAGGACUGACAUGGACAAUCUGGUGUUGCCCAUCCUCGAGAUCCUUUACCACGUGGAAAACAGAAAUUCUCAUCAUGUCUACAUGGCCCUCAUUAUCCUCCUCAUCCUCACCGAGGACGACGCCUUCAAUCGCUCUGUCCAUGAAGUGGAAUUGAAGAACAUCACAUGGUACACGGAGAGAACAUUGACAGAGAUCUCACUUGGCAGUUUGCUCAUUUUGGUGGUCAUCCGCACCAUCCAGUUCAACAUGACCCGCACAAGGGAUAAGUACCUCCACACCAACUGUCUCGCUGCCCUUGCCAACAUGUCUGCCCAGUUUCGUUGUCUCCACCAGUACGCCGCCCAGCGCAUCAUAAGUUUGUUUGCGCUGCUUUCAAAGAAGCACAACAAGGUCUUGGAGCAGGCGACGCAGUCUCUGAGAGGCAGACAGGGCGACGACACUGCCUUGCCCGACUAUGCACUUCUGCCUUAA
Messenger RNA from Notothenia coriiceps (black rockcod), 1856 nucleotides. It is a transcript of the gene dym, whose product is annotated as dymeclin. NCBI's taxonomy places the organism in Eukaryota, Metazoa, Chordata, Actinopteri, Perciformes, Nototheniidae. Gene Ontology annotation, cellular component: Golgi apparatus. The coding region runs from base 279 to 1856 and encodes 525 amino acids. The transcript is spliced from 15 exons. Gene Ontology annotation, biological process: Golgi organization. The record is from RefSeq and is a predicted model, not a curated record.